UGACGUAGGGGGGACUAAAGGCCUUUCCAAGGGUCACUGCCGGGGUGGCACGUGGAAGGUGCCACCACCCUCGCCCGGCCUCGCCCAGCGCCGCUGCCACCGGCAAGAUGGUGACUCUGACCGACUUCCAGCGUAAGCGGGGAUUGGUGUGGGACUGGUUGGCUUUGGCCUCUUCUUUGUCCUUUUUGGGAUGCUCUUGUACUUCGACUCGGUGCUCCUGGCCUUUGGGAAUAUCCUCUUCCUCUCUGGCUUGGUCUUCAUCAUUGGCUUCAGGAGGACCUUCACCUUCUUUUUCCAGCGGCCAAAGCUGAAAGGCACCAGCUUCUUCUUUGGGGGGGUCCUCAUUGUCCUCCUGCGGUGGCCCCUCCUGGGCAUGCUGCUGGAGGCUUAUGGCUUCAUCAUCCUCUUCAGUGGGUUUUUCCCAGUGGCUUUUGGGUUUUUGGGCACCCUGACAAACAUCCCCAUUCUGAGCAAGCUCUUGCAGAAGGUGGGAGACAGCAGCUCCAUGGUGUGACCUGCGAGAUGGGCCACAUUGCUGGAGAUGGGAUGGCACGAGGGAGCCCUGGGUCCUGCUGUCCUGCCGUGAGCUGCUGCCUCAGCCCCAGCGCCAGCCAGAGCCACCCCUGCCGUGGGGACAGUGCCUGGCAGGGCUCCUGUGAGCAGCUCCUGAGAGAGACUCCAGGGCCCAGAGGCCGUUCCAGACAGGCUGCUGGAGGUACCAGCGUUAGUUUCUUCUUUUUGUCUUCCCCCUGUUCAAAGAUUUGAUUAAAAAAUAUGUCUGAGACCAAA
This is a messenger RNA of Apus apus (common swift), 789 nucleotides long. It is a transcript of the gene GOLT1A, whose product is annotated as golgi transport 1A. Gene Ontology annotation, cellular component: membrane; endoplasmic reticulum. Gene Ontology annotation, biological process: endoplasmic reticulum to Golgi vesicle-mediated transport; retrograde transport, endosome to Golgi. Bases 191 to 514 code for a protein of 107 amino acids. The record is from RefSeq and is a predicted model, not a curated record. The transcript has 5 exons. Lineage: Eukaryota; Metazoa; Chordata; Aves; Apodiformes; Apodidae.